Polistes dominula (European paper wasp) is the source of this 1280-nucleotide messenger RNA. RefSeq lists its product as uncharacterized. NCBI's taxonomy places the organism in Eukaryota, Metazoa, Arthropoda, Insecta, Hymenoptera, Vespidae. The record is from RefSeq and is a predicted model, not a curated record. Gene Ontology annotation, cellular component: extracellular matrix.
CGUAAGAGGGUUUAAAUUCGAUGUUAGGAUUAUGAUGCCGGAAGAGAUCGUGAUCUCAAUUACCUCAAGAAAAGAUUUCGUAUCUUUCGUGACGCGAUGAGGAGUAGUAGUACCCUAAUCGACAGUUCGAAGUCACGUGCGUAGGCCCAAUUAAAAUUUAAAGCUAUUUCACUCAUCCACUGAACGUCUCAUCCCGUAAUUCAUCAUAGAGUGAAGGGAAUAUACGUUCUUUUACGCCUCCCACAUCUUACGGUUGCUCAUCCUAAUGCAGGGAAGGAUAUGUAUACGCAACCCAGCACUAAGGAUAAACUGUAACAAAGGAUCACCAGACUAUAUAAACACCGCGGAGCAUCAUUUUCUCAGUCCACAUAGAAUCUUCAUCGUUCAUACACCAAUAUGAAUUAUCACGAGUGUACGACAAUUGUCAUAGUACUAUCGUGUAUCGGUAGUAAUGUACUUGCUGGACUCUUACCGGGUGGUGGUGAAAGUGGUGGGUAUCAAUACAGACCAGGUAGCGGAUUCAAUGAUAGAUUCGGAGGUGGGGUAGGUGGUGGAUUUGGCAGAGGUGGUGCAGAUUUUGGUGGAUCUAACUUUCGAGAAAGACCUUCGGGAUUAUAUGGAACACCAGCUUUCGGAGGGGAUGGUAAUCGUGCCGGUAGUGGUGGUGGUGUAGGUGUUGGUGGUGGUACUGGGGGUGAUUUUGGAGGAGUAUCUUCUACUUAUGGGGCACCUGGAUUUGGUACCGGUGGUAACAGAGGAUACCAAGGUGGUUUUAAUGGAGAUUAUGGAAGGCCGCAACCGUAUAAUUUCCAAUAUCAAGUUUAUGAUCCACCAAGUGGAAACGAUUAUUCUCAACGCGAAAGUAGCGAUGGAAAUCUUGUACAAGGGGAAUACAGAGUACUGUUACCAGACUCGAGAACUCAAAUAGUAAAAUAUACAGCCGAUGAUGCUAAUGGUUACAAUGCUGAUGUUCAAUACGAAGGUCAGGCUCAAUAUCCACAAGACGGCAGAUACGGAAACAAUGGUUUCGGUAAUGGAAAUAUUGGAAGUAAUCAAUAUUUGCCACCGCGUGGAAAUUACCGGAAAUAAAUAAGAUUAUCAUUACUGGUUAAUAUAUUAUUAUUGAUGUACUCGUCCACGCUUGAGCAACAACAACAACAACAACAACAACAACAACAACAACAACAACCACCAUAGACCUCUUCACUUCUGUAAACGUUUUUUUUUUUUAUUAUUUAAUCGUGCAUAUUUGUCAUAUUUUUCAUCGUUCAUAGCUAUUU